AUGUAUUACGUUUUUGUUUCAAAAUCCCUAGAGUCAGAGGCAGAUGACGGUUUGAGAAAGGUGAAAGUAGAACUUCCUGGUACUUUAGGAAUAAUUGAACACACAAUUGAUCUUACUGGGCACGGUUCUACUGAUAAAACUGUGGCUGAUGUAAGUAAAUCUGUAUAUGGUAUAAGUAAAACUGUGUAAGAUGUAAGUAAAACUGUGUCAGAUGUAAGUAAAAUUGUGACAGAUCUAAGUAAAACUAUGUCCCAUGUAAGUAAAACUGUGACUGAUGUCAGUAAAAUUAUGUCUGCUGUAACUAAAAAUGAGUCUGAUGUAAGUAUAACGGGGUCGGAUGUAAGUAAAACUGUGUCUGAUGUGAUUAGGCCAUAAACAGUUCUCACGUUGAAACCAAAGUAAAAAAAAAACAAAAAAAAAAAAAAACGAAACAACCCAAAAAGAUUCAAGCAAUUCCCUUCGAUUGGAAAGUUUAAUAUCGAUAAUAGUUUAUUCGAGAACAUGACAACUCUGAGCGCAGACGUCGACUGAGUUUAUGACGAAAUACAUACACUUAAAACUCACAUUUAUUUCUCAGUUCUGUCUCUAAUUCUUUUUAUUCAUAGUUAAAUAUUUUUUUUAUGUUUUUUAAUCAUAUGUGAAGAUUUAAAACAUGACAUUCUUACUUAAAUGUCUGAUUAAUACAUAAUUUCCCAGGUAAAAUCCUCCAUUCUCAAUGGCCAUGGACAGCAUGAUCCUGGACAGUACGACAUGAUCUUUGAUGUGAACAACAGUCAGGUGAUCAUGGUAGAUGACCAUGACACGUUCGAAUACGCUGACCAUUUUGAAAAGGAAAAUGGAAUUAUCAAAUUCAGAUUACGGUAA
Messenger RNA from Lymnaea stagnalis (great pond snail), 864 nucleotides. The record is from the annotation of a GenBank genome assembly. Lineage: Eukaryota; Metazoa; Mollusca; Gastropoda; Lymnaeidae.